AAGAAAAUGGUUGUGCCAAUAGAACGAGUGUCGCGUGCAGAAAAGCCCAAAAAAUACAUCGGCAACAACCUGAACGUGAGCUUGAUCAGCAACAGGACCGGCCUUCAUAUAACCGGAAACAACUGCAACGUGAAAAUAAGUGAAAACAGCGCCCCAAUCAAAAUAAUAGGCGACAAUUGCCAAUUAACAGUCCUAAAUGGCAGAGGCAGUAUAGAGUACAUCGGGAAUUGCGGGAAAAUCAACUUGGGCCCACAAGUGUCAGAAGACGUGUUGAGUUACAUUGGCAACGAGGGAGAAAUCUCUACCGUCAGUUUCGCAGAGGACUUUAAAAAGUGCGAUGCCCGAGAAUCUAACCCCAGCCCUAAAAACAAUAGGGAAGGAAGUAGAGUGAAAUGUGGCAACAUGGCGGAAUCCAAGGCCAGGAUUAGUGUGUGUAAUUCUAAUGUGAUCAGGAUAACGACGUCCUGUAUACCGGACAGCAUCAACAUCUGUAUUCCUAGCAUCAGGAUCGGUGGAAAGAGGCAUUGUCAUAGUCAUAUUAGUCAUAAACAUUAGUGACGAAUUUUGUGUUUCCGUAUCAGUAUUUGCAGUUUCAGGACUAUGAAUAGUAUGAAUUAUGUCCUUUAGUCCCGCCAGACAGGGAUUUAAGUGACUGAGUCAAUCCAUUAACAUUAAUGUUCCUAUUUUAGCUAAGUGACUUUAUUAAUCCAAAGAAAGCUAACAAAAUAAUCAACUGAUAGUAAAUUCAAAUUGUAUCUGGCAGAUUUUAUGGUAUAUAAAAUUAAGUUUUUGAACUAGGUGAAUGAGAACAUGUUUGAAAUUGCUAUAGCUGUCCUAAUUUUCUUGUUUUAGAGAAGUAUUUCUUUGGGACAUUGUGGUAUUGCCUGUAUAUUUCAGUUCAACUGAAUGAAGUUAUUUUUAAAGUUAGGUAUUUUAUUUUCUUGCCGUAAACUGAAUAGUUCCUGUUGAAUAUCACCCAUAUGUUGUACAUAGUAUUUAUUUGUAUUUAUUAUCUACUUAUUUUGAAUGAAUACCUCCAGGUCAUUAUUUUGAUUUCAUGAAAAGACUGAAAUACACAUAAUGUUCUCCUUA
This is a messenger RNA of Phaedon cochleariae (mustard beetle), 1092 nucleotides long. The record is from the annotation of a GenBank genome assembly. Lineage: Eukaryota; Metazoa; Arthropoda; Insecta; Coleoptera; Chrysomelidae.